This is a messenger RNA of Homalodisca vitripennis (glassy-winged sharpshooter), 1113 nucleotides long. It is a transcript of the gene Ublcp1, whose product is annotated as ubiquitin-like domain-containing CTD phosphatase 1. Gene Ontology annotation, cellular component: nucleus. The record is from RefSeq and is a predicted model, not a curated record. Gene Ontology annotation, biological process: protein dephosphorylation. Lineage: Eukaryota; Metazoa; Arthropoda; Insecta; Hemiptera; Cicadellidae. Gene Ontology annotation, molecular function: protein serine/threonine phosphatase activity.
AGACUGAUUGUCUUUUUCAGGAAAAAUGCCUGAAAAUGAUUGUCAGCUUUCUCUCUUGAAAAUUAAGCCAGGAUUCAAAAUAAUGAUGAUGGGAUCACUGGAAGAAGAUAUUGCAGAUGCCAGCACUCCCCCAGAAGAUCUCCCAGAAGUUUUUGAUGACUUCGAUAUUGAAGACGAGGAAGAGGUUGCAAUAGAGAGCAAAGACGUAUAUUUGGCCAAAGUUGACAAAAGAAUUCGAGAAUAUGAUGUAAAGUUGUUAAACGAACCAAGGCCUGGUAAAAAACUACUUGUUCUUGAUAUUGAUUACACACUGUUCGACCACCGCUCUGUGGCAGAGACUGGCUAUGAACUGAUGCGACCAUACUUACAUGAGUUUCUUACUUCUGCAUAUAAAGAUUAUGACAUUGCAAUUUGGUCAGCUACAAGCAUGAAAUGGAUAGAGAGAAAAAUGGAACUACUAGGAGUCUCAAAUAAUAAUGCUUACAAAAUAAUUUUCUACCUAGACUACUUAGCGAUGAUUUCAGUUCAUACACCAAAAUAUGGAGUAGUUCAGGUGAAGCCACUUGGGGUGAUAUGGGGCAAGUUCCCACAAUACACGCCUGCUAACACCAUUAUGUUUGAUGACAUACGGCGCAACUUCCUGAUGAAUCCCAAUAAUGGCCUCCGUAUCCGUGCAUUCCGCCAAGCCCACAUCAAUCGCACAAGUGAUAAGGAACUUCUAAAGCUCGCAAAGUACUUGAAAGAGAUCGCACAUCUUGAAGACUUAUGUUCAGUCAACCAUAGGAACUGGGAAAAGUUGGUUACUAAGAAGCGCAAAGAGAAAAAGAAGAAGAAGAAACGUUCAGGAAAUGAGUUUGUGCUUCCGGAUUCAACAACGGGGUCUGGUCUCGAAGGUAGCAGCUCAAUGGACUUUGAUAGUGAGAAUGUGGAUAGUUCAGAAGGAAGUGGAAUGACAGACAACAGUGGUAGUGACAGUGGAUCUCUUGAUGGUGCUAAUCCAUAGUGUUAUACCCUAGGGAGCUUUAAAAAUCUAUUUAUUGAUCAUAUUAUCUUUAAAAAAAAUAUUUUUUGUACAAGAUUAAUGUUAUUUUAUAAAAUAUGAAAUUUCUGUUA